AUGACCACCUUUGGAACCAAAUCAACACGUCGCAACAUUAAGGAUGACCUUAAAACCGCGGAACAACGCCGUCAAGGCGGACAACGACAAGCACUCAUGGAGCGAAACAGAGCCAAGUUCUCUUCUCCUCUUAAUGCUGGUCCUUUUGUGUACAACCCUUCCCCGUCUCCCACCAACGAAUCCUCGACCAGCAGUACCGAGAAGAAGAUUGAUCUCUUUGGCUGUUCUCAUUUGGCCCCAUUCUCGGAAUGGUACAAAACCCAAUACGGCUGUGAACCUUCGGACUCAUUGGCCAUCUUCUUAAAGCCAGUACAAGAUGUCACAUCGGCAUCUGAUUGUCUGGAUGAUGGAGACCAGAUUGAAGCCGAAAUGAUGGAGACUUACCUUUCGCUCCAUCCUUAUUUGGAACUAACCGCAAAUCACAAAGCGGAUGCUUCUAUGAACGAUCUUGCUAAACGAUUCUCCAGUCUUUCCAUCAACUGCAAUGCGAUGGAAGUUGACGAAGACGAGAUGGACAUCGACCUACCUGAAAUUGACUGGAUGCAAGUCGAUAUUGAUGAAAUGGAAGUCGAUUGUCCAUACCGGUAG
Messenger RNA from Cylindrotheca closterium, 588 nucleotides. NCBI's taxonomy places the organism in Eukaryota, Bacillariophyta, Bacillariophyceae, Bacillariales, Bacillariaceae. The record is from the annotation of a GenBank genome assembly.